Sungouiella intermedia is the source of this 414-nucleotide messenger RNA. The record is from the annotation of a GenBank genome assembly. Lineage: Eukaryota; Fungi; Ascomycota; Pichiomycetes; Serinales; Metschnikowiaceae.
AUGUCAAAAAUACCUAGAAACUUUAAGUUGCUUGAGGAGUUGGAAAAAGGUGAAAAAGGGUUGGGUGCUCAAUCGAUUUCAUAUGGAUUGACAAACCAAGACGACAUCACUAUGACGAACUGGAAUGGUACCAUUUUGGGCCCCCCACACUCGUCUCACGAGAACAGAAUUUACUCCUUGAAUAUCGUUUGUGGCCCUAAGUACCCAGAUCUACCACCCCAAGUCACUUUUGUAUCCAAGAUCAAUCUUCCUUGUGUAGAUGCCAGCGGCAACGUUUUGGUUAACGAGUUCGACACUUUGAAAAACUGGAAGCGCUCAUACACGAUGGAGACAGUUCUCUUAGAAUUGCGUAAGUCCAUGGCGUCCGCAUCGAACAAGAAGUUGACACAGCCCCCAGAAGGGUCCACAUAUUAA